AUCAAAGUUUCAACUGUCGGUUUCUCAACUUAGAGAGAGUUCAAAUAUUCCCACCAUAAUCUUGUUUAUUACACAAAGGCUCCAGCUAUCUUGACCACCUGCGAUAUACCGAACCCAAGAUCAGGCAUCCGCCAACCCCCUUCUGCAUUUCCUGAACCAUGGCUCACAGCAAGCGGAACACGACGCUCCCAUUCUCCACGGCCCACGAGCGGGCGUUACUGAAGGCUCAAUGGGGGACCAAAACCACUCAACUCACACGCGAAUCUUUCCUCCCUCUCCAUUUCUGCCGGCUAUGCCUGAACGCUCUCCGAGACCCGGUCGCGUGCCCCUCCGGUGACCUGUUCUGUCGCGAAUGCGCGAUCACCAAUCUACUUGCACAGCGCAAAGAGAAGGAUCGAUUGGAGAAGGGGAGGGAGCGCGACGUGGAGCAAAGGAAAGAUGAUGAACUGGAGCGGGAGAAGCUGGCUCAGGAAGAAAGUAUAAAACAGUUUGAGCGUAUACAGCAAGGCUUUGGCAGUUCGAAUGGUCCCCGCAGCGAACCGGAGGAGCGCCGAUCGGAGAAAGAGACGGAGAGAAACCGAGGAACCAAGCGUAAGUUUGAGCUGGAUGAGUCGGAGCUCUUGCGGAUCGCAAAAGAAGAUCAGAAUCGGAUACAGGAGGGGAUGAGAGCGGAGAAGCGAGCCAAGAACGCCAAAAGCCAACUACCCAGCUUCUGGGUGCCGUCACAGACGCCGGAUGAGCUCGAUCGAGUGCGAGGUGGCGAACAUGAAGCCGCUCCAGACACUAAAGAUCGUAAAUGGCACGCAAUAUGCCCAGCUUCGGCAUCGAACGCCAAACAUGAGUUCUCCCUCAAGACGCUCACGCCUGUCCAUUUCCAAACGGACGAUAGGGAUAAAGCACAAUCCGGUACAUCGAACGAUAGAGAGGCGGCGCCAUCGUGUCCGAGCUGUAAGAAGCGGCUCAGUAACGCUGCGAAGGCGAUGAUAGCCAUUCCAUGUGGUCAUGUUGUGUGCAAGCCCUGCGUCGAAAAGUUUGUAGAUCCGACGGGCAAGGAGGCGCGGGACCUCUGGGAUCACAAUGGUGAAUCAGGAGGACUUCUGAGGUGCUACGUUUGCGACGCGGACCUGAGUAGCCAGCAGCAGGAAGGCAAGAAGGGGAAAGAUGGAAAGGGUCGGAAAAAGGACAAGGGUCGAAAACCGGGUCUUGUGCUGAUUAGAAGCGAGGGCACGGGUUACGCAGGUGGAGGAAAGAACACGGUCAAGAAAGAAGGGGUAGCGUUCAAGUUCGGAUGAGACAGUAUCUUAAGGCGGAAAUGCACGUGCCAGACGUAUGCUCAAAUCAUGAUACAUUGGCUCUAUCAAUCCAUAUAAACUCCAAGUG
Molecule: messenger RNA, 1380 nt
Organism: Eremomyces bilateralis CBS 781.70
Lineage: Eukaryota; Fungi; Ascomycota; Dothideomycetes; Eremomycetales; Eremomycetaceae
Exons: 1
Coding region: 159-1292 (377 amino acids)
Cellular component (GO): nucleus
Molecular function (GO): ubiquitin protein ligase activity
Source: RefSeq, a predicted model, not a curated record